CAAAGAGACACGCCAUUGGUCAGAACUGCUCCGUCAGAGCUUCCUAUUGGCCGGUGGAGUCGCCCCGCCAGUGGAGCAGAUGCAGCGGCAUUAUGAAAGCUCACUAACGGCCUGAUGGAGGCUGCAGUCAGCAGGGCUUAGAUAGAGCAGUGUUAGCGGGUUGUUAGCGGGACUAGCGGAUAGUGCCAGGAUGUGUUGAGAGAAGCAGCUGGUUGUUGUUGGUUCGCAGUCAAACUGAGCUAACGAAGCUAACGGAGCUAACGGAGCUAACGAAGCUAACGGAGCUAACGAAGCUAACGAAGCUAACGGAGCUAACGGAGCUAACGAAGCUAACGAAGCUAACGAAGCUAACGAAGCUAACGAAGCUAACGGAGCUAACGAAGCUAACGGAGCUAACGAAGCUAACGGAGCUAACGAAGCUAACGAAGCUAACGAAGCUAACGGAGCUAACGGAGCUAACGAAGCUAACGGAGCUAACGAAGCUAACGAAGCUAACGAAGCUAACGAAGCUAACGGAGCUAACGGAGCUAACGGAGGAUCUGAUCUGAUGCGAGCAGGAAGCUAACGUGGCUAGCAGCUGUUAGCGGUGUUUAGUGUCCGUUAAUAGUUCCAGUCUGUCGGCCACAGUCCUGAUGAGCUGCCCGCAGAACCUCCAGAACCUCCAGAACCUCCCGUCCGGACUGAUGGAAGCCGUCUUUACUCCAGAGAACCUGACAGGAAGGAGCUCCAUGAACUCUCUCUCUCCACUUAGUUUCCCCAAAUCCAGAUCAGCUCUGUGGGACGGCAGCCCUGCUGGAGACCAGCUCCACCUCCAGCUCUGUGCUCACAGGAUGCCUCAUCUGGUGCUGGUGGAGAAAGCUCUGCGUCUGGCUCAGCGUCACGCCCGUCACAGCAACAAGCCCCGCCUCCUGUGUUUCCUCCUGGGGUCAGUGAGCGUCGACGCAGAUGAAGAGGGGGUCACCGUGACUCUGGACCGCUUCGAUCCGGGUCGGGACCAGGCCGGAGCCUCGGGCCGGGUCCCCUCUGCUCCGCUGCUGCCUGGAGACGUCCCGGUUCCCUGUUGGUUCUCCUCCUCGCAGACCGAGACCACGUCCGAGGCUGUCGUCCAAUCAGAGGCUGAGCUGCACCGCUGCUUCAAGGUGUUGCAGCAGUGUGUGAGCAGCAGACAGUCUCUGGAUGUGUCUCAGCUGAUGAAGGUCAGAGGACGAGUCGUCUGCUCUCAGCGGUCCGACGCCGCGUCGUUCGUCCUCAGCUGGUCGGCCGUUUGUCCGUCCGUCGGCGUGGACGUCCAGCCGGUCAGAGCCGUCCCCAUCAUACCCACCGCUCUGCUGAGGAGUCUGACCAGCGUCAACCGGCCGCCGCCGCACGCCGCCAACCAUCAGAGAGGCUUCCUCACCAUGGACCAGACCAGGAAGCUGCUGCUGCUGCUGGAGACGGAUCCUAAAGCCUCCAACCUGCCGCUGGUCGGACUCUGGCUGAGUGGAGUCACACAAGUCUACAACCCUCAUGUGUGGGUCUGGUGUCUGAGGUUCCUCUACAGCUCCGCCCUCCGAGACAGAGUUCUGUCAGAGAGCAGCUGUUUCCUCCUGGUCCUGUUCGGCUCCACCCACAGAGCUCCUCAGUUCUUCCAGUGUCGAGGACCGGGACCGAGACCGGGACCAGAACCACAGCUGGACUACCAGCUGCUGACCAGCUCCCAGUGUGUCACCCUGUACCAGCAGGUGGUCUCGGUGGAGGGCCGGUCUCUGCGGUGUGAGCUGGGUUCAGAGGACCACAGCAGACAGACGAAGGUGUUCAGAGAGGCUCAGACCUCCUUCAGCAGAGCCGCCCCCCCAGCUGCCGGGCUGUCUGUCAGCGAUCAGGAUUCUGGAGUCGAGGACGAGGAUCUGUCUCCACGGCCGUCCCCGAGCCCCCACCCCCCCGCUCAGCAGGCUCGGAGGGUUCGGCCGUCGGUUCCUGAACUGUCUCUGCUGAUUGACAGCAGCUUCUCCUCCAAUCAGAACGCCCGGCAGGAUCCUGGCUCCGCCCACAGACCUCCUCCUCCUCCCCCUGCUGCUGCUGACAGGAAGUCUGCUCCUCCUGCUGCUGACGGGAAGUCUGCUCCGCCUCCUCCUGCUCCCCCUGCUCCUCCUCCUCCUGCUCCUCCUCACCUCCACAGCACCCCCAACUCUAACCUGCAGCAGCCCUGCUCCUGCUGCUCUUCCCACACCUACAACUGCACCUCCAUCUUCUCCUCCCCAGGAUUCCACCCUGCUGCUCCUCCAUCCUCCCAUCACAUCACUCCUCCUCCUCUCUCCAGUCUCCACCCUGCUCCUCCAUCUCCAUCCUCCCAUCACCUCACUCCUCCUUCCUCCAGUCUCCACCCUGCUCCUCCUCCUCCAUCCUCCCAUCACCUCACUCCUCCUUCCUCCAGUCUCCACCCUGCUCCUCCUCCUCCUCCUCCAUCCUCCCAUCACCUCACUCCUCCUCCUUCCUCCAGCAACCAUCCAACUAGUCCUUCAGCUCCUCCCUCCUCCAUCCGUCCUCUGUCCUCCCAUCCCCACACUCCUCCUCCUCCCGCCCCAUGGCGUGGUGACUCCCCCUCUCCUCCCCCCUGGUUCUCCCGUCCCUCCUGUGUGAGUCGCUGCUGUGAUCAGGUGGGAGGAGUCGUCCCGUCUGACACCUACCAGCUCCUCCUCCAUCAGGAGCGCCAGCUCCGCCUCCUUCAGGAGCAGGUCCAGAUGUUGCUGGAGGCUCAGGGGACACUUCAGUCCUCCGGUCGGCAGGUCGACACUCAGACACCCAGGAGCACCGCCAGCAUCGCUGUGGGGACAGGAGCCAGUCUGUUCUGGGGGGAUCCCGUCCCGUCCCCCCUCCCCCAUCAGGAGGUACAGGCUCCUCCUCCCUCCUCCUCCUCCUCCUCCUCACACGACGACCUGUCCGUCAUCGGGCCUGUGGGCGGAGCUGAGGACAGUGACAUCACAGGUCAGGAGGCUGGUCAGCACAGGGUUGGCGGUCUGCAGAGUCCAGUUCUGGGAGAGAGCGUCAGCAUGUACGGACCUGCAGACGAGCAGCACAGCUUCUACCACAACCUGAUGAGUCAGCUGACCAGUCGUCUCCAGGAGGAGGAGGAGUCCAGGAGGAGCAGCCUGUCUGUGCUCUCCUCCUCCUCCCACUCCUCCCAGUCCAGGAGGAGGAGGAGGAGCUGUGGAGGAGACCCGGUGGUCGGCGCCACAGUGAGGCGGCUGCAGCAGCUCGGCGUUGACGUGGAUCAAGAAGAUCUGACGGAGUCUGAGAGGAGGAUCCAUCAGACGGUGGAGAGCAGCAGCACGCUGGCGAGCAUCAACCCGGCGGCGGUUCUGUCCAGACUGAGUGUGUCGGACCCGACGGCGAGCUCUCUGUUCCACGGCGGCAGCGUGGAUCUGAGUCUGGAGGCCAAUGCCAUCGCCCUGCGCUACCUGAGCGACGCCACGCUCAGCAGACUGUCUCUGGGAGGCCCCGCCCCUCGCCCAGGCUCCGCCUCCUCCUCCAACGACUCUCUGCUGUCGCCUAGCAACAUGUCUCUGGCCACCAGGAAGUACAUGAGGAGGUACGGCCUGAUCGAGGAAGAGGAAGAGGAGGAGGAGGUCCGGGAGGCGGCGGCUCGCCAGCCGCUGACUGAAGCUCUGAAUGUGAAGCUCCUCCCACAGAGUCAGCUGAUCCGAGACCUGCGGCCCAAAAUGCAACUGUUAGCCGGCGGCGCUGAGCCGAACGCCUCCGACAAGGAGAACCGUUCUGGCAGGCGGCCAUCUUUAGCGAGGGCGAGCGGCCCUCAGACAGAAGGAUCGGUAGGAAACAUCCUGGACCUGAGCCGCCUCAGACAGCUGUCCAAACUCUUCUGAUGCUGGAGCGUCUUCACACCUGAGACACUCUGCUGGUCAGACUCACCGGGACACCGGGACCGACACCACAGAACCAACACCAGAGAACCAGCACCAGAGAACCAGCACCGGAGAACCAACACCGGAGAACCAACACCGGAGAACCAGCACCAGAGAACCAGCACCAGAGAACCAACACCAGAGAACCAACACCAGAGAACCAGCUGCUGACUUUAAAACCUCCUUUUUUGAAUGGAGUCUGGUGAGGAAACACUCUGCUGGUCUGCUCUGUGUCCUGGUUCUCAUGGUCAGACUGGUUCUUUAGUCAGCCGGACAGACAGGUGUGAGGGACAGUCUGGUGUGAGGGACAGUCUGGUGUGAGGGACAGUCUGGUGUGAGGGACAGACAGGUGUGAGGGACAGUCUGCUGUGAGGGACAGACAGGUGUGAGGGACAGACAGGUGUGAGGGACAGU
Messenger RNA from Sebastes umbrosus (honeycomb rockfish), 4313 nucleotides. RefSeq names its product STIL centriolar assembly protein (gene stil). The coding region runs from base 633 to 3860 and encodes 1075 amino acids. Gene Ontology annotation, biological process: mitotic spindle organization; centrosome duplication; smoothened signaling pathway. The record is from RefSeq and is a predicted model, not a curated record. Gene Ontology annotation, cellular component: centriole; centrosome. The transcript is spliced from 15 exons. Lineage: Eukaryota; Metazoa; Chordata; Actinopteri; Perciformes; Sebastidae.